Volvox carteri f. nagariensis is the source of this 228-nucleotide messenger RNA. RefSeq lists its product as uncharacterized. The annotation marks the transcript as partial. The transcript has a single exon. The record is from RefSeq and is a predicted model, not a curated record. NCBI's taxonomy places the organism in Eukaryota, Viridiplantae, Chlorophyta, Chlorophyceae, Chlamydomonadales, Volvocaceae.
UCCAUACUCCAUACUCCAUACUCCAUACUCCAUACUCCAUACUCCAUACUCCAUACUCCAUACUCCAUACUCCAUACUCCAUACUCCAUACUCCAUACUCCAUACUCCAUACUCCAUACUCCAUACUCCAUACUCCAUACUCCAUACUCCAUACUCCAUACUCCAUACUCCAUACUCCAUACUCCAUACUCCAUACUCCAUACUCCAUACUCCAUACUCCAUACAUAA